AUGAUUCCUAGACGGAGCCUGGCCACGCUGGCCAGCCAUCCGACGCUCCUGCGAUCCUCGAACAGACAGUUCCUCCUUGGCACCAUUCCUGGGCGAAGAACUGGCGAUAUUUUCCUUCACAGAUCUUUAGGUUGUGCGUGGGAAAGCACGGCUGUUCCUCCGACACCCCCUGCUACUCCAUUUCCGUCCUCACCUUCGUCUGAGCCAGCGUCAUCGACUUCCGCGAAUAAGGAACAAGAGACGGGCCAUUUCGACGUCAAGCCUAACGAGUCUCUCUUCUUCUUUGAAAAUAUAUUUCCAAAGAAGCUGAGCUCACUGCUCAGAUAUCCCACAGAAACAGAUGGCGACAUGACAGCGUUGCUGCGCCGCUUCUACAGCUCGUCUAGUAGCGGCGGCAGCAGUCUGGAUCCAAUGGCACUUGUUAAAAGAGCCAUACCUGAUGAUAUACCGUUAAAGGUCACUGAAAUUCUGCCCCGGUUAAAGGAUGGCGGCGCGUUUGUCAAGCUCGAACAGCACCCGCUGAAACCAUGGUUCAGCCCCUUUCGUGGCAUCAAGGCUCGUCUCGUCAAAGGUACGCCGUGGCUGGAGGAUUUGUAUCGAUUUCCCUCAAGCUUGAUCAAGGUUGAGUUUGUGCCGCCCGAGCCUGGUGCGACCGCCGAAGAGUUGUCGGAAGAGAACCUCUACAGCAUGUUUCGCCGCUAUGGCAAGAUUGCCGACAUCCUCCCCCAGCCGUUUGACUCCAAGGUCGUGCCAAAGUAUGCUCACAUUGGGUUCCCCCGAUUGAGUGACGCAAUCAUGGCUCGGAACUGUAUGCACGGCUUCAUUGUUGGAGAGUCCAAGGGCGGUGGCAAGACGGGCACGCUACUGCGACUGUCCUAUGUCAAGAGGGUCAAGGCCCAUAGCAUAUGGAACUGGUUGACGAGCCACCCGCGUAUCGUUAUUCCCAUUCUUGCGGCCCUGCUGGCGGGUGCGUCGGUCAUCAUUUUUGACCCUAUUCGGACCUUCUUUAUCAAGCUACAUGUGUCGCACUCGUUCAGGUUUACCGAAUCUAGGCUGUACAAGUGGUUCAAAUCUCAGACGGACAACUUCUCCUUUAGACGAAACCAACAUAUGGAAGGUCUGAACACGGUGUGGAAUCAUCGGCGCGAUCUGAUUGAGCAGCUCCGGAACUGGCUUGACGGCAGCUCGGAUACGUUUGUCGUCAUCACCGGCCCGAGGGGAUCAGGCAAGAUUGAAAUGGUCAUGGAUCAAGCCUUGGCUGGACGCAAGAAUGUCCUCUUGGUCGACUGCAAGCCCAUAGUGGACGCCAGCGGCGAGGCUGGCACUAUAAAACGCCUGGCGGCGGCCGUGGGAUUCCGACCCGUCUUUUCCUGGGCAAACAGUAUGAGCAGUAUGAUUGAUCUGGCUGUGCAGAGCACCACCGGCGUCAAGGCAGGGUUUUCCGAGACUUUGGACACCCAGGUGAACAAGAUCCUGCAUACUACAACGGGCGCGCUCAAGGAAAUUGGUCUGUCGAGCCGAUCCAAGCACGACAAGGAUGCGCAGCUGUCGGAGGACGCAUACCUUGAGGCGCACCCGGAAAACAGACCGGUCAUUGUUAUCGACAACUAUUUGCACAAGAAUGAAGAAAUGACGAUUGUCUAUGACAAGAUUGCGGACUGGGCAGCCUCUCUGGUUCAGAACAAUGUUGCGCACGUAAUCUUCCUCACAUCGGACUCCUCAUACUCGAAGCCGCUGUCACGGGCCAUGCCAGACCGCGUCUUCCGAACACUGUCGUUGGGCGACUUGGAACACAAUGUGGCCAAGCGUUUCGUCACCAGUCGACUUGCCGAAGACCAGCCCGAGAGUGCGGACGGGCCCGACGAGAAUGGAGAUGUGGCCGCCAAACGGAUGGACUUGACCGGCUUGGAUGAAUGCAUUGAAACUCUUGGCGGGCGUCUGACGGACUUGGAAUUUCUGUCAAGACGCAUCAAAGCCGGCCAAACGCCACGCCAAGCCGUCGACGAAAUCGUCACCGAAACGGCCACGGACAUUGUCAAGAUCUUCCUCAUGGGCAAAACCAUAGAGUCGGAGAAGAAGUGGUCUGCGGAACAGGCAUGGUACCUGAUCAAGUCGCUGGCCGACUCUCCGUCCCUUCGCUACCACCAAGUUCUGCUCUCACCAGCCUUUGCCUCAUCCACGUCCAGCAAUGCCACCGACGGCGAGGCCGCGCUCGAAGCACUGGUUGGCGCGGAGCUCAUUUCCCUGAAGACGCACCAGGGCCGCCCGAAGCUAAUCAGCGCCGGCAAACCCCUCCACCAGGCAGCCUUUGCCGUUCUCGUGAGAGACCGCGUGCUCAAGGCCAAGAUGGACAUGGCUAUCAUGAAGGAAAUGACAAAAGUGGAAACCAAGGCCAUUGACGCCUUAGAAACAGAGUUGUCCUUGCUGGGUCAGUUGCCCAGACAGACAAUGGAGACGGCGGGCAGAGUGACGUACUUGUUGGAAAAGCUGGAUGCAAGUCAGCGCAACAUUGACGCGCUGGAGAAACAAAUGGUUGGGUUGAAGAAGGUUCUGGUGGAAGAGUAUUAG
Messenger RNA from Pochonia chlamydosporia 170, 2568 nucleotides. Its product is annotated as mitochondrial escape protein 2. Lineage: Eukaryota; Fungi; Ascomycota; Sordariomycetes; Hypocreales; Clavicipitaceae. The record is from RefSeq and is a predicted model, not a curated record. The transcript has 3 exons. The coding region runs from base 1 to 2568 and encodes 855 amino acids. Gene Ontology annotation, molecular function: nucleic acid binding. Gene Ontology annotation, cellular component: mitochondrial inner membrane.